Molecule: messenger RNA, 858 nt
Organism: Echinococcus granulosus
Lineage: Eukaryota; Metazoa; Platyhelminthes; Cestoda; Cyclophyllidea; Taeniidae
Product: Forkhead box protein J3
Exons: 5
Coding region: 1-858 (285 amino acids)
Biological process (GO): regulation of transcription by RNA polymerase II
Cellular component (GO): nucleus
Molecular function (GO): DNA-binding transcription factor activity, RNA polymerase II-specific; RNA polymerase II cis-regulatory region sequence-specific DNA binding
Source: RefSeq, a predicted model, not a curated record
AUGGUAAACGGAAUGGGUUUUGAAAUCCAAACAGCAAAUGAUCACCAACAGGCAACACUUUGUAAGAGUAUUUCUUCAAUGUUUAGGGAUCCUUGUUUAGUUUUAUUCAACGAAUUUCGCAUUCAUUUAAUAGAUAGGCAAUCUCUUUAUAACUUGAAGAUUAGAUUUGCAAGAUAUAGUUACAAAAAAUACAACAACUCCAAUGUUUAUGAAAAUAUUUUCGUAUUCUUACAUCUAAAUUUCUUCGAAAAUAAAAUUUUUAUGCUGAAGUCUAAAAGCUCUAGAAUAUGCAGUGAUUUUGCUGCAUUUCAGGAUCGUAAAUUAGACUGUGGUUUGUUUAAGCUGCUUGACGCGGUCGCACGUUUGAACGAUUUUAAACGUGACGGCAAAAUGACUGAAAUCGACGACAGCCUGACAGCAAUGGAUUGGCUCGUUAAUCCCGCAAUUGACCUACUUUCGGGACUAAAAAUUAAUGCCUUUUUGUUUGAUCAAGUUUCCCAAUCGGAAACGAGGGACUAUAUGCGUGGGAACAUAAAAUCCGAACCCACCCACCCAGAUAAACCUCCUUACAGUUACGCCGAAUUGAUCAAAAAGGCAAUAGAGUCUUCUCCUCAGCAUAAAAUGACCCUAAAUGAAAUUUAUGAAUGGAUCUGCAGGAAUUUUCCUUACUACCGCGAUGGCCAAAACGGAUGGAAGAACUCGAUACGACACAACCUCUCACUUAAUCGAUCAUUUCGGAAAAUAGCAAGGCGACCAAAUGAACCUGGCAGAGGGUCGUUCUGGCGAAUUAUUGGUGAUAAGAAUAAAUUCAAGCCACCCAUUUUUACCAAAACUCAACAGUCUUUAAAACUGUGGUAA